This is a messenger RNA of Aspergillus wentii DTO 134E9, 1858 nucleotides long. RefSeq names its product putative extracelular serine carboxypeptidase. NCBI's taxonomy places the organism in Eukaryota, Fungi, Ascomycota, Eurotiomycetes, Eurotiales, Aspergillaceae. The record is from RefSeq and is a predicted model, not a curated record. Gene Ontology annotation, biological process: proteolysis. Gene Ontology annotation, molecular function: dipeptidyl-peptidase activity; serine-type exopeptidase activity. Bases 37 to 1758 code for a protein of 573 amino acids. The transcript has a single exon.
AUCGCCGAGAUUCAUCUUCAAUCCAUCAUUCUUAACAUGUUUUCAUCAGCUAGACUGUUCCUACUAGGGACACUUCUAUCCUUAUCAGUUAAUGCAUUUGAACACUCUCCCCUAGAACUGCAGGUCCCAAUUCUGCGGAGUUUUAAACACAAGACCCAUGCAAACGUCCUAACAGACGUCUCAACAUCGUAUGCAGAGCACAAUAUCUCUGUCCCCGUGGACCAUUUCCACAAUGAAUCUCGAUAUGAGCCACACAGUGAUGACCACUUUGACCUUCGAUACUGGUUCGACGCCAGCCACUACCAAGAAGGAGGCCCGGUGAUCGUCAUUGCAGCUGGUGAAACCAACGCUGAGAACCGGUUCCCCUUCCUGUCGCAAGGGGUUGUCACUCAGUUGCUCGAAGAAUAUCAUGGGAUUGGAGUCAUCCUGGAGCAUCGCUACUACGGAAAUAGUUACCCGGUCGGUAAUCUGACGACGGAGAGCAUUCGCUUCCUCUCGACCGACCAGGCUCUGGCGGAUUAUGCGUAUUUUGCAUCAAAUGUGGUAUUCCCCGGUUUGGAACACUUGGAUCUCACAGCCAAAACUACGCCGUAUAUCGGGUAUGGCGGAUCCUAUGCCGGUGCAUUUGUGGCCUUUCUCCGGAAGCUCUAUCCAGAUGUUUACUGGGGAUCUGUUUCAUCAUCGGGUGUCACUGCCGCUGUCGAGGACUACUGGAAGUACUUUGAGCCCAUCAGGCAAUAUGGUCCAUCGGAGUGUAUCUCGACUAUCCAGACCUUUACUGAUAUUCUCGACAAAUUCCUCAUUGACCACAAAAACAAGACCGUCAAAUCGGAACUGAAAGCCGCUUUCGGGUUGAAGCCCAAGUGGGAUGAUGGAGAUGAUCGAUGGUUUGUGUCGAUCUACUCUAAUGGCCUGAGCGGAUACCAGGGUCGCAACUGGGACUCCCAAAUCAGUGACAGGACCUUUUCCGAAUAUUGUCAGAACAUCACCAGCACGGAACUGGUCUACCCCGAAUCGACCAAUGCAGAGGUUUGGAUCAAGAAGCUUCUCUUUGGUGCUGGGUACGAUUCGUCGAAUGCUACCCUCGUCACCAACAUGCUCAACUAUGUUGGCUAUUUCAAUGCGACCGUCUUCUCCCAAGGCCCAGAGGCCCUAGACGACGAGGAAGAUGCGAAUAGCUCCGAAAUCCAUGGAUCGCCAGCUCCCCUUUCUAAAUCCUCCUCGACCAGCUGGGAGUACCAGGUGUGUACGGAAUGGGGUUACUUUAUGACCGGCUCCUCUGUGCCUGCGGACAUACGCCCUUUGAUUUCCCGUUUGAUCGAUAUGAACUAUACAACCGAGAUAUGCCGGACGAAGUUCAACAUCACGACGUCCCCUGAUACGGACAUCAUCAACAAACACGGCGGAUUCAACUUCUCCUACCCCCGGGUGGCUAUCAUCGAUGGACUCGCCGAUCCUUGGCGUGAUGCAACCCCGCACGCGGAUGGAACAGCCCCGAGAGAGUCAACAGACGAUGAGCCUUUUAUCUUGGUUGACGUGCCGGCUGAAGAUGUGUGGGAUGGUAUUCGGGGAGCAGUGCAUCACUGGGAUCAGAAUGCGCUUUCGGAGAAGGAACUGGCAGAAGGGGUAACCGCGCCCAGGGUGAUUAUUGACCUCCAUCAGGAGAUUGUCCGGUUUGUCGGGGUGUGGUUGAAGCAGCGGAAGCAGACAUCGCAUCGUGUAUUGCAUGGGCCUUUGAGACAGCAUGUGUUGGCGUGAUACCAGUAUGUAAUACUGCAUAAGAGUUAUGCAGCUUAUACCUAGAGCAUGUGCAAUAUAACAUCCCUAUCGACGUCGGCUGGAUUAAUUAUCCCGAGGC